AUUAAGAUUACUUCAUCAUUCUAUUUUUCUUAACUAUUUUCAUUGUAUCAAGGAUAGCGUACCAAACACAUAUCACUUAGCUGUAAACUGGAUUGGCUGGUGUUUAUGACUUCUUGCUAAUGCUGGUGGAGGCACAUGACGUAGUAAAACACAAAAGUGAAACUGUACAGACAUUCUCCGAAUCCGAAUGCAAGAUAUCGUGGUGGCUCUCGUGGAUUAGUCAAUCAUAAAUCAAUCUUUGUUAACCUUUAGAACAUUUUCAAUAGGCUACAGAGUACAUUAUUUUGUUAUUAGGGCAAGGGCGCGGCAGAGUUAGUGGGCGUCCAAUGAUAAUAGGAAGAGAGCUGGCCGGAGCAGUAAGUAGUAAAAUGCUUUACUAAAUUGUGACGACAACUUUUUAGAAUGCGUCGCAGGAUUUUACGGCUGUGUCCAUUUUUCCUGGUUCCAGUUCUCUCCUACUUACCUUGGAGAUCGAUCGUGGAAAAUUGUUUUGCUUGGUUUUUGCAACGUACAGGGAGAUGUAUCUUGCCAAAUGAUCCUGACAGUCCAGAAUCCCUUCCCAGUGAAGGAGCGGGGAGUCCAGAAUCCUUUUCCGGUGAAGGAGUGGGGAGUCCAGAAUCCCUUCCUAUUCAAGGAGUGGGGAGUCCAGAAUCCCUUCCCAGUGAAGGAGUGAGGAGUCCAGAAUCCCUUCCUAUUCAAGGAGUGGGGAGUCCAGAAUCCCUUCCCAGUGAAGGAGUGAGGAGUCCAGAAUCCCUUCCUAUUCAAGGAGUGGGGAGUCCAGAAUCCCUUCCCAGUGGAGGAGUGGGGAGUCCAGAAUCCUUUCCCAGUGGAGCAGUGGAGCUUCGGGUUCUCAGGUCAGCUAGGUCAUAUGAUGUUGAAGACACGGAUGAGUACUACUGCGAGUACGACUCGACAUGGGAGGAUCCUCCAAACAAAGAAACCAGUCGUCAAAAGUCCCAACAUGAGUGGGUACACCAGUACACCGGUUGGUCGCAACAAUCACACAGGUUUAACAGAUUCAAAAGUGCAGCAAAGGAUAUGCAAAAGUACAGGCAUGAUUAUCCAGAGCAUAGAUCAAACUUGUACUUCGGCGGGCAACAACAAGAUGAUAUGCCUAAUUUACAGUUCUACCGUGAACAAAUACCCUCCUCCCCUGAUGGUGUCUUCAUUGAGGACUAUCACAAUAAUUGGAAAUGGCAAUAUUUAAAACUGGAAAGAGUUCACUCAUACAUCCAAUGGUUGUUCCCUCUUCAAGAACCAGGAAUGAAUAAUCAAGCCAAAGAACUCACCAAAAAGGAAAUUGAGGCUUUCCUUCAAGAUGAAACUGCGAAGAAGCGGCUGGUCAAGUCCUACAAACUCAUGCUGGACUUCUACGGCAUCCAGCUGUCAAAUGACACAACAGGGGAAGUGCGACGGGCAAAUAACUGGCAUAAGAGAUUUGACAACCUGGACAGAAACACACACAACAACCUGCGCAUCACCCGCAUCCUGAAGUGCCUGGGCACUCUGGGGUUCCCCCACUACCAGGCCCCACUCGUCCGCUUCUUCCUGGAGGAAACUCUUGUCAAAGGCAACCUGUACAAUGUGAAGGAGAGCGUGCUCAACUACUUCAUCUUUGCUGUCAUUGAUAAGCAAGAGCGCAGGGAUCUAGUUGAGUAUGCCUACAAGCACUAUGAGCCCAAAUAUGAGUUUGUGUGGUGCCCCAAGAGGAUCCAGAUGACUUUCUCAAAUGGAGAAGAAUUCUCAGAUAAUAGGCAAACAAUGGCAGGCCAUUACCAGCAUGGUAACUACUGAGAUGACAGAGAUGUCAGUGACGACCUAUCUAUUCCUCGCAAUGCUAUUGUUAGCACAGCUGAUUCCAUUCGGCACCCUGUUCCAAGAUUGGUUUCCCCCAAAAAUGAUGAUUUGGCCCCUGAGCGUGCAUCAAUUAGGCAUUAUGAAGAUGUUCCAAAGUAUGUAGCUACUCGCUCUACAGGGCACUCACAUACUGCCCAAGGUAAUGUAAAGACUUGGUCCCCCACCAAAGAUGUUUUAAAUAAUCAGGGAAAUGAGAAAAUAGAGAGUGCACCCACUAAAGAUUCAGAAGGCAAGAACAAUUCAGUGAAAGAGCGAGCCACUUAAUAAAGAGGUUUCACUGAGUCAGUUAAAGACCGAAUGCUCAGCAAUUGAGCAAUCUACUCAAGAAGUAUCCCAGAGGCCGGAUAAGACCACUGAGGGUCCAGCCAUAGACCUAUGUCCUAAAGACCCAUCCCGGAGCCAGGUUCAGACCACUGAGGAUCCAACCAUAGAGCUAUCUCCUCAUAAGGUACCCCAGAGCAAGGUUAAUAAAGCAAGAACCAGAGAUGCCCCAAAGAGCUGCCGCGCCAAAAAGCCUAGAAUUGGGGAAAUUACCAAAACAGUUUCGGAGAGCACCAGUAAAACAAAUAAGAAUCCUCCUACCAGAGAAAAGCAAUAGUAUCUGAACAUUAAAUAGGUGUUUAAUGUAACAGUGGAGAUAUGAAUAAGAUGAGUGUAUUCAUCCAAAUAGGUAGAUUGUGAAGCAACCAGAAACCAGAGGGCAUAAAAGCAAAGGGGAAGGGGAAGAUUUUGAAAUUUUAAUAAAGUAUAAUGAAAUUAUAAUUGACUUAUGUAUACUUAGUAUCAGUGGUGUAUAGUACUUUAGUAAAAAUACUUUAAAGUAAUACUUAAGUCGUUUUUUGGGGUAUCUGUACUUUAUUUUACAAUUUAUAUUUUUACUACACUACAUUCCUAAAGAAAAUAAUGUACUUUUCACUCCAUACAUUUUCUAUGACACCCAAAAGUACUCGUUACAUUUGGAAUGCUUAGCAGGACAGGAAAAUGGUCCAAUUCAUGCACUUAUCAAGAGAACAUCCCUGGUCAUCCCUACUGCCUCUAAACACAUACUUCGUUAGUAAAUGAUGUCUGAGUGUGCACCUGGCUAUCCGUCAAUAAAAACAGAAAAAAAAUGUAA
This is a messenger RNA of Salvelinus fontinalis (brook trout), 2971 nucleotides long. Its product is annotated as opioid growth factor receptor-like. Bases 403 to 1794 code for a protein of 463 amino acids. The record is from RefSeq and is a predicted model, not a curated record. The transcript has 9 exons. Gene Ontology annotation, cellular component: membrane. Gene Ontology annotation, molecular function: opioid growth factor receptor activity. Lineage: Eukaryota; Metazoa; Chordata; Actinopteri; Salmoniformes; Salmonidae.